Paramuricea clavata is the source of this 1403-nucleotide messenger RNA. The record is from the annotation of a GenBank genome assembly. Lineage: Eukaryota; Metazoa; Cnidaria; Anthozoa; Malacalcyonacea; Plexauridae.
AUGGAACUUGCUGAUGGGACACGUAGAAAUAAUGUGGCUCUGAAACGUGGAGAUGCUGAAGGAUCAAUAGCUGAUGAAAAUGGAAAAUAUGUGAAAGCUGUUCUGAAAGACGUACUGUUCAUACCAACGUAUCCACAGAAUAUAUUUUCUGUUAGAGCAGCUACUUCAAAUGGAGCCAAAGUAAAGUUCUCACAAGAUAAAAAUGAACUUGUCUACAAAGAUGGUACAACUUUCAUUAUUGAGGAACAUGAACGCUUGUAUUGUUUGAACACUGUUAAUCAACUAAAUGAUGAUAGCAAUAUAAGUAGUUCAUAUGAUAAGGUCAGUCUUGCAUGCAAUAUUUACAAGUGGCAUGAAAUAUUAGGGCAUUGCAAUUUCGAUGAUAUAAUGAAACUAGAAAAUGUAGUCCCUGGAAUGAAAGUUGUAGGGAAGGUAGAUAGGUCCAAGUUAGAAUGUGGUACAUGUACAGAAGGGAAGUUUGCAAAUUGUAGAAAUAGAGCACCAGAUAGUCGAGCUACAAAACCCCUAGAAAUGGUACAUACAGACUUAGCAGGUCCCAUUAGCCCAGUGUCCAAAAAUGGUUUUAAAUAUUGCAUUGCAUUCACUGAUGAUUUUUCUGGAGCCAUUUUUGUAUAUUUCCUUAGAAAUAAGACUGACACCCUAUUAGCAACUGAGAAGUUUCUUGCCGAUUGUGCACCUUAUGGCCAGGUAAAGUGCUUAAGGUCAGAUAAUGACACAGAAUUUAUGAAUGGUGAUUUCCAAGAUCUUCUUAGGAAAAGAGCCAUUAAGCAUGAAACUUCUUGUCCAAAUUCUCCCCACCAGAACGGAACAGCGGAAAGGUACUUGCGGACACUAUUUGUAAUGGCUCGGUUUUUGUUGUUGGGGAGUGGUGUGCCUAAGAUGUUGUGGCCAUAUGCCGUCCAAACUGCCGAUCAUAUUAGAAAUAGGUGUUACAACAACAGGACUAAGAGUACCCCUAUUUUAGCAUGACAGGAAGAAAACCAGACCUGUCAAAGAUGUGGGUGUUUGGCUCAGAGUGUUACAUUUAUAACUAUGAUUAUAAGAAACUAGACCCUAGGUGUGUGAAAGGAGUAUUUGUCGGUUAUGAUAAGAACAGCCCAGCCCACUUUGUUUAUCACCCACAGUGUGGUAAAGUCAUGAAACACAGAUUAGUAAAGUUUAUUAAGAAUACCAGUGCAGAACAAUGCACACAGACUGAAAUUGAUGAUCUAGGCCUUUGUAGAAAGGAGGAAAAUGGAAUUUCCCCAAAUGAUGUUCAGGGACAGGAAAAAGAUUUUCCCGAACCUGAAGAAAUUGUUGAAAACUUAGAUUUAGGCGAAGGGCCACAGUUAGGUGUUGAAGAUAGUAAAGAGGUUGAAGAUGAUCAUGAGGCUAAGGUUUAG